AUUCUAUUCAAUAAUAAAAGCCAUAAUUUAUCAAUUAACCAGUGAUUGAUAACACUUGGAUAUCAAAGCGAUGUAUAUACCUCAAAUUGAUAAGAAACAUUAGUCGAAAACAAGUACAAGUACAAUAGUCUACAUCACCUCUCCCUAAUUGUGAAACGGUCUCUUUGAACCGCCGAGUGAUAAGACAGCAAUUGAAGAGUAUUUACCCUAUCAUCAUUGUCAGUAUCGCGUCACCUGCUGCGCCGUCUCCAUCGUGUGCUUUUUAAAAAUUUUAAAUUUCACGCGGGACACAUGUGAGUGCAAAUAUUAAUCACCCAAUUGCCGUGCUACAGUGGCCGAUAAAGACUCAAGUGAUUUCGCGAUGAAUCAUCUCUCUGAAAGGAAAGUCUGAAUUAUCAGAGACGGUGCAAUUGAAUCCGAUUGAAGGGGCAAACGAGACGAAUUGUAAAUGGAAUCUCACGAGAUUGAUAAGAACAGCUCAUUAUUUGGAUUUAAUCUACACAAAGACGAUGAUAAUCGUCACAAUACGAAACGACCGAUGAUUAAGAAUGAAUACAGAAAGUCAAAAAAAUUAUCGCGUUAUAGUGCGGCAACGAGAAAUUUCAUUCCAUUCCGAAAAACGGAUACGAUUGAUAAUGCGUCGGUUGACAAUGCUGGAUUGUGCUCAACGCUGUUCUCAUGUUGGCUAACGAAAUAUUUAUGGCGUGCUUAUCGCGAUAAUGGAUUAACCGAUUUACCCAAGUCCUCGCCGUAUGAUUGCUGCGAUUACAAUGUACAGAGGCUUGAGGCACUUUGGAAUGAGGAAGUUGUGAGAAAUGGGUUGAGUGGGGCAUCAUUUUCAAGAGUCACGUGGAAAUUUAUACGGACUAGAACACUCAUUGCUCUUCUUAUCACAGCAAUGUCGGUUGUAUUCGGCUUUGUUGGAUCAGCCGUUGUUAUGAGAAAAAUGCUUGAAUUAAUUGAAUCACCAGAUGGUGAUGUUAUGACGGGUAUUGGGUGGGUGUUGGUGUUAUUUUUAAUGGAUGGUUUGAAGGUAUUGCUGCAGUGUUGGGCGUGGAUAAUGAGUUACAGAACUGCUCAGAGAUUCAAGGCUGCCUUUAUUGCUACUAUGUAUAGAAAACUGAUUAGAACCAGUAAUCUCGGCAACAAAGAUUCUGGAAAAUUUAUUAAUAUGAUGUCGGCAGAUGGACAGCAGAUUUACGACUUGUGCCAGUACUCACCACUUUUUUGCAUAAGUCCAGUCGUUACGAUAUUAAUUGUCAUUUAUAUUUUGUGCAUUCUAAGUCCUAUGGCACUCGUUGGAUUUCUUUUCUUCCUCUUGUUCUAUCCAUUGCAGUAUUGCAUCUCUCGCCUGAUUGGGUACUUAAAAAGGAAGAGUGUUAAAGCAUCGGAUGAUCGGAUAUCAGCGUUUAAUGAGAUCCUUAAUGGGAUUAAACUCAUUAAAAUGUAUGCGUGGGAGGAUCCAUUCAGCGAAAAUCUCCUGGCUAUCAGGAGCAAGGAGAAGGCGCUCUUGGAGAAGAUGACAAUGGCUCGAAGCUAUGGAUCUGCAUUCUCGAAUACUAUCACCUUAGUAUCUGCCAUUGUCACCUUCCUGGGGCAUGUGGCAGGUGGAAAUAAUUUAACUUCAGCGCAGGCAUUUCCAUUUGUACUGAUGUUUAAUACUUUGAUACGCCACAUGAUUUCCUUCUUCGAAGUUGGAACAUCUACACUCGUCAAUUCAAGAGUAUCAUUCGCUAGAAUGAAGGAUGUCCUGAGCAUGCCGGAAAAUCAUUAUUCCAUUCACAAACCGAUAUUAAAAAAUCAAGCUGUAUCAAUUAUAAAUGGGACAUUCAGUUGUGAUUUCGAUGGCGGAAGUCUAGACCGUAAAAAUGGAAAGGGCAGAAAAAAUUCAUCGAAGGAGACAGACCCAGAGGACGAGGCUUUAGAAAUUCCAUUAAUACCAAAACGGAUUGACAUUCUCAGCGACAUAACAUUCGAGGCUGCGAAAAAGCGAUUGAUUGGAAUAUGUGGGAAUGUGGGGAGUGGUAAAAGCAGUUUAUUGAGAGCAGCCCUGGGACAAUUGCGGAUAACAACAGGAAAAUUAUCUAGGGACGGAAGUUGUGCAUAUGUCAGCCAACAGGCAUGGAUAAUCAAUGCCACUUUCAAAGAGAACAUUAUUUUUGGCAACGGCUUCGAUGCACAGCGAUAUUACGCUGCGAUAAAUUUGUGCGAACUCCAAGAGGAUCUAGAGAUGCUGCCAGCAGCUGAUGACACUGAAAUUGGUGAGAGAGGAGUCAAUCUGUCCGGAGGGCAAAAGCAGAGGAUUGCUCUUGCACGAGCUUUUUAUGCUAAUCGCGAUAUUUAUUUUCUGGACGACCCCUUGAGCGCAGUGGACGUCAACGUGGGUAGGUGCAUAUUCGAGAACCUGAUAAUCCAUGCCCUGAGCGAUAAAACGAUAAUAUUCGUGACACAUCAGGUAUCGUACCUGAGUCGUUGCGACGAAAUUUACAUGCUGAACAACGGGAGAAUCGUGGAAUUCGGUGCGCACACGCACCUGGUGAAGGCAGGAAAGGAAUAUGCGGCAAUGGUCAGAAGUAUUUCGACAAAUAGCACAUCAAGUGGUGGAGAAUCCGAGGAGAUCGAUCAGGAAAAUCAGAGCUCCAGGAAAUCCGGUGUCAAUGAAGACCGAGAGACCAACUCUGUAUGUCCCACUUCCCUGGAGUCUCCGACGAAGAUUCUCCAUCAGAAGGAGAAAGAGGCCCCGAGGGAAAAUGCUACAUUAAUAAAACCAGAGGCCAAGGGUGGGGGGUGCAUUAGGAUUGGGGGUGUAGAUAUUUCCACUGUCCAUCUUCGGGAGUUGAGGAAGGGACUGUCCAUCAUCCCCCAGGAUCCCAUGAUUUUUAGUGGAACCAUCAGGUUUAAUCUUGAUCCUGAGAAUCAGAGGAGUGAUGAAGAGAUCUGGAUGGCACUGGAGAGGACAAAGUUGAAGGAUAAGGUGAGGGUGAUGUCUGGACAGCUGGAGGCUGUCAUUGAUUCGGGGGGGACUAGUCUCAGUAUGGGAGAAAGACAGCUACUUUGUCUUGCUAGAGCUAUCCUCCGACGAAAUAAGAUUUUAAUUCUGGACGAAGCAACAGCAUCUGUGGAUCCCCGGACAGAAGCUAUUGUCCAGAAGACUAUCCAACAAGAAUUUUCAGACUGCACUAUUUUGACGAUAGCCCACAGACUGCAAACAAUUCUAUCUUGCGAUAGAAUUCUUGUCAUGGAUGCUGGGGCUAUUGUAGAAAUGGGAACUCCUGACGAUCUACUCAACAAUUCGAAUUCUGUAUUUUCAAAUAUGUUGGCAACUGCCCAAAAACGUUACCAAUGAGAUUAUUAUUAUUCUUUUUUUUAAAUAUACUGGCGUCGCCGUGGUCGCUGAAGCGACCGGGACGUUGAAGAAAUUCUCCUUUUCAAAUGCAUUUGCGAAUGUUUUGUGAGAA
Molecule: messenger RNA, 3458 nt
Organism: Fopius arisanus
Lineage: Eukaryota; Metazoa; Arthropoda; Insecta; Hymenoptera; Braconidae
Product: multidrug resistance-associated protein 5
Biological process (GO): transmembrane transport
Cellular component (GO): membrane
Molecular function (GO): ATP hydrolysis activity; ABC-type transporter activity; ATP binding
Source: RefSeq, a predicted model, not a curated record